AAAUGGAAUACGUCGAGCUCUUAGCAGCAGAAAAACAUCAGGUUGAAGCCCUUAAGAACAUGCAGCAUCAAAACAAAAGCCUGUCAAUGCUGGAUGAAAUUCUAGAAGAUGUCAGGAAGGCAGCUGAUAGAUUGGAAGAAGAAAUAGAAGAGCAUGCCUUUGAUGACAACAAAUCUGUAAGAGGUGUAAACUUUGAAGCAGUUUUAAGGGUGGAAGAAGAUGAAGCCAACUCCAAAAGCAAUGCUUCAAAAAGAGAAGUAGAGGAUGACUUAGGUCUUAGCAUGCUUAUUGAUUCCCAGAACAAUCAGUAUAUCCUUACCAAGCCCAGAGAUUCAACCAUUCCUCGUGCUGAUCAUCAUUUCAUAAAGGAUAUUGUGACAAUAGGAAUGUUGUCUUUGCCAUGUGGCUGGCUGUGCACAACAAUAGGAUUGCCAACCAUGUUUGGGUAUAUCAUUUGUGGAGUACUCCUGGGACCAUCAGGACUAAAUAGUAUAAAGUCUAUUGUACAGGUGGAGACACUAGGAGAGUUUGGUGUAUUCUUCACUCUCUUUCUAGUUGGUCUGGAAUUUUCUCCUGAAAGAUUAAGAAAGGUAUGGAAAAUAUCUUUGCAAGGACCUUGCUAUAUGACGGUUCUGAUGAUUGCCUUUGGUCUGCUGUGGGGACACCUGCUACAAAUUAGACCAACACAAAGUGUCUUCAUUUCCACUUGUUUAUCUUUAUCAAGCACGCCAUUGGUGUCAAGAUUUCUUGCAGGUAGUGUUCGAGGUGAUAAAGAAGGGGAUAUUGACUACAGCAGCGUACUACUUGGCAUGUUGGUGAUGCAGGAUGUGCAGCUUGGUUUAUUUAUAGCUGUCAUGCCUACACUUAUUCAAGUAGGAGUGAGCACAUAUUCCAGCAUUUUCAAGGAAAUACUGAGAAUACUGAUACUGAUUGGCCAAAUUCUCUUUACUCUGGCUGCUGUUUUUCUUAUAUGUCUUGUUAUAAAGACUUACCUCAUAGGACCAUAUUAUCGCAAGUUGCAUGCAGAAAGCAAAGGGAAUAAAGAAAUCCUCAUCCUAGGAAUAACUGCAUUCAUCUUCCUUAUGUUAACGAUCACAGAGCUGUUGGAUGUUUCAAUGGAGCUGGGAUGCUUCUUAGCUGGAGCUCUGAUCUCUUCUCAGGGUCACAUGGUUACUGAGGAGAUUAUGUCCUGUAUUGAACCAAUACGUGACUUUCUUGCCAUCAUUUUCUUUGCAUCCAUAGGACUUCAUGUUUUCCCCACAUUUGUUAUAUAUGAACUUACAGUCUUACUAUUCCUUACAUUGUCUGUGGUCAUAAUGAAGUUUGUCUUGGCAGUGCUUGUCCUUUCUCUGAUUCUUCCAAAGACCAGCCAGUAUAUCAAGUGGAUUGUCUCAGCAGGACUGGCACAAGUCAGUGAAUUCUCUUUUGUUCUGGGAAGCAGAGCACGUAGAGCGGGGAUCAUAUCUCGGGAGGUCUAUCUGCUUAUUCUGAGUGUGACUACUCUGAGCCUUCUACUUGCCCCUGCCCUGUGGAGAGCUGCCAUUAUGAAAUGUGUUCCAAGACCUGAAAGACGCUCCAGUACUUGAUUAAGAUUUGCACAUAUACAAGUAUCCAUCUUCUUGCAAGGAAUAUCGUUGUUGCUCAUUGUAUUUCUAUGCACUCAGAAGACAAGAGGUUUUGAGUAGUCAGUCCUCUUAACGUGCACUUGGUUAUAAGCCUUAUACAGACCUAAAUACAAAACAUGAUUCAAUAUUAAAAAUAUAGUUAUGUAAUUUGAAUUGCACAACUUUUACAAAAUUUACUUGCAGAGAGAUUAGAAUCUGCCAGAAUAUUUGUUUCUCAUCCAAUCAGUUAUUCAGGGCAUAAAUUAUUUUUUUAAAAUACAGCAUCAUGCAAACU
Molecule: messenger RNA, 1899 nt
Organism: Nestor notabilis (Kea)
Lineage: Eukaryota; Metazoa; Chordata; Aves; Psittaciformes; Psittacidae
Gene: SLC9D1
Product: transmembrane and coiled-coil domains 3
Exons: 11
Coding region: 3-1586 (527 amino acids)
Biological process (GO): proton transmembrane transport; potassium ion transmembrane transport
Cellular component (GO): membrane
Molecular function (GO): potassium:proton antiporter activity
Source: RefSeq, a predicted model, not a curated record